This is a messenger RNA of Wasmannia auropunctata (little fire ant), 2391 nucleotides long. It is a transcript of the gene Agps, whose product is annotated as alkyldihydroxyacetonephosphate synthase. Gene Ontology annotation, molecular function: FAD binding; alkylglycerone-phosphate synthase activity. Lineage: Eukaryota; Metazoa; Arthropoda; Insecta; Hymenoptera; Formicidae. Gene Ontology annotation, biological process: lipid biosynthetic process. The record is from RefSeq and is a predicted model, not a curated record. The transcript has 6 exons. Bases 140 to 1969 code for a protein of 609 amino acids.
GCGGAGGCUCUAUCGAUUUAAAUUUGGUUUGCCGGUGCGCGUGUCAAUAGUGGACGUGGAGCUGUCGCCGCGCGUGUUUUAGGGUUAUUGUUUUCCGUUUAUUUUCAAGCGAGAGUCUAACAACUUUGCGCGACGGACGAUGUCUGACGAAGGAAAGCCCAGGACGACCGUGGAAACGGCGAGCGCGAAUGAACCUACCGAGUUUGUGAGCGCCGUGCCGAAAAUCAGGCAGCAGUUGUUAAAAUGGAAUGGCUGGGGUUACAAGGAUUCCGGAUUUUGCAUAAACGACAAAAGUGUGGUGGAGUUUACUGGUAAUAGAUAUCCGAUUGGAAACCGACAGCUUCCAUAUUUUACAAAAUGGUGCGAAACAACUUUCGAUAUAACUUGGGAGAUGAAAAACACGUCUCAAAAUUUACCAAAGCACUUUCCAGAACCAAUUCUUUCUGCAGAAUUGUUGGAAGCUAUAAAGGAACUGACGAUCGACUAUUCUACCGAUGGUGUCGAUCGUCUGUUUCGAGCACACGGUCACACGUUGCGAGAAAUUUAUCUUUUGAAAUUUGGCUCCUUCGAAAGGAUACCGGAUAUUGUUCUGUGGCCCAAGUGCCACGAGGAUGUCGUAAAAAUUGUCAAUAUAUGUGGACGCUAUGGGACCGUUUGCAUACCUUUCGGUGGUGGAACCAGUGUCAGCCGUGCGGCGAGUUGUCCUUCGGAUGAACGUCGAACGAUAAUUUCAUUAGAUACGUCGCAAAUGAAUCGGAUAUUGUGGAUAGAUAGGGACAAUUUGCUGAUAUGCUGCGAAUCGGGCAUCAUCGGUCAGGAUCUGGAGCGAUUGCUUCGCUCCGAAGGAUUCACAUGUGGCCACGAGCCCGAUUCUUACGAAUUCUCCAGUUUAGGUGGAUGGGUGGCGACUAGGGCAAGCGGCAUGAAGAAAAACACAUACGGCAACAUUGAAGAUUUGGUCGUGCAAAUACGAAUGGUCACUGGUAGAACAGAGGAUCCCGUUAUCACUUUGGAAAGAGGUAGUCUGGUACCUCGCGUGUCUUGCGGCCCGGAUUUUGAUCAUAUGAUACUCGGCAGCGAGGGUACGCUAGGUGUUAUCACGGAGAUCAUAUUGAAGAUAAGACCGUUACCGCGAGUGGUGAAAUACGGCAGUAUUGUGUUUCCACAUUUUUUGAGCGGCGUUCAUGCGUUGCGAGAGAUCGCAAAGGAACGAUGUCAACCCGCCAGCAUACGCUUAAUGGACAAUGAGCAGUUCCAAAUGGGGCAAACUCUACGCCCGGAGUCCGGUUGGGGCAGCUUGAUCCUGCAAGGACUAAAACAUAUGUACAUCACUAAAAUAAAAGGUUUCCGAUGGGAUCAGAUGUGCGUGGCCACGCUAUUGAUGGAGGGCGACGUGGCGGCGGAUGUCGCGGCUCAGGAACGGAAAAUUUACAAGAUAGCUGAUAAGUACGGUGGCGUACCGGCAGGCGAGGCGAACGGCGAACGAGGCUACAUGUUGACGUUCGUGAUAGCGUAUAUCCGUGACCUUGCACUUGAGUUUAACGUGUUAGCGGAAUCGUUCGAGACUUCCGUUUCGUGGAAUCGUGCAUUAUCACUGUGUAAAAAUGUUAAGUCUCGUGUGACCAGGGAGUGUAAGGCGCACGGUGUUCGUAAAUAUUUUAUUUCUUGCCGCGUCACGCAGACAUACGACGCGGGUUGUUGCGUGUAUUUUUACUUGGCGAUUAGCGCAAACAUGGAGAGUCCCGUGGAAUCUUACGAGGCCAUUGAGCAUGCGGCGCGGGAGGAGAUACUCGCCAAUGGCGGCUCGAUCUCCCAUCAUCACGGAGUCGGUAAAAUACGAGCAUCAUUUUAUCCCGAAGCUGUCGGGGAAGCGGGUGUGUCUCUUUACCGAGCGACUAAGGCGCAUUUGGAUCCACAUAAUAUAUUCGCGGCGGGUAAUAUGGUUUCGGGGAAUAAAUCAAAAUUGUGAAUUUAAAAGCGUCAUCGAAGCCGUAUGUGUGACAGUGAAGAGAUCUGUAGAACUACUUCGUACUCCGUUAGUGCCGAUAAUUGAAUCUUAAUUGAAUCAUUGAAAAAUUUGAUUAUAGCAAAUUGAUAUGAUCUCGUUUCUUCGAUCGAAAGUUACAAUGUCAUAUCAACUUGUCAUUAAGAUUGUGUUUAGUGUGAUGUUUUUUUAAAUAAAAAAUUUGAUUUUCUAGAUUAAUGGCGAACGUACGUAGAUAGCAAAUACGAACAAAAUGGUAUUGUUAUUUGCUGAUUCAUCAUAAUAUAGAAAAAAAAGAGACUAGUAUAUUAUACAUUAUAAAUAAUUAUGCACCGUGGCGUCAUUUGGUACAAAUGCGGAAUUGUAAUUAUAUCGGCAUUUUUAUAAAUUAUUAUAACUAAACAAAA